Molecule: messenger RNA, 1038 nt
Organism: Rotaria sordida
Lineage: Eukaryota; Metazoa; Rotifera; Eurotatoria; Philodinida; Philodinidae
Source: the annotation of a GenBank genome assembly
AUGGAUGAAAUUGAAAUAGCUCUUCAAUACGCUAAAGAAAAAAAAAUAGCUCGUUAUAAGAAGGAAAAACUUCGUCGUUAUAAAGCUCGUUUGAAUUCUCGUUUUAAUUUUAAUUCUACUAAUUCACUUGAAACUGAACAAUCUAUUACAAAAAAGUUUACUUUGAUGAAAUUACCUUCACAUAAUGAAAAAGAUUUUAUUGAAAUUGAUGUUUCAUGUGGUCCGACGGAAUCUCUUGAUACAAAUGGUCAAAUAACAGACAAUAUCAAUCAAUUAUGUACUACUUCGGAUAUUCUCGAUUUUAGUGAUCUUGUUCCUUAUCAAGAAAAAAAAAAUUCUCAUCUUCAUCAAUAUACAUCUGUUAGCUGUUUUUUAUUUUCACAUAAUCUUAUUGAUUUUAUUCGAAAAGCAAACAUUUCUAAAACUCACGCUGAACAUCUUAUAAAUUUAAUACAAUCUGUCUUGCCGCAGCCAAAUACAUUACCAGAUGAUUAUGCUGGCAUCCUGAAUUUAUUAUCAGUCGAAAAUUUAUUCAUUAAAAGAUUAAUAUGUCUUAAUUGCAAAACUGAUCUUGCAUUUAAUUUGAAAAAUUGUCCUAAGUGUACAAAUAAUCAUCAACAACGUUUAGCUAUUGUACAUGAUGCAUUACAAGACAUCAUGUUUACUCGGAUAUAUGAUAGAUUACGUUCCAACAUUGAUUUAUAUCGUGAAAAAUUUCAGAAACAAUCAAUAGAUGAUGAAACAAAUGAUAUAGUUUUUAAUCAAAAUUAUAAAAAAAUGUGUGACUGUAUUAAUUAUCCAUUUAUUAGUAUUAUCCUCCAUAUUGAUGGUAUUAAUUUGAGUGAGUCCAGUAAUCAAACUUUAUGGGUCUUGAGUUGUUCGAUCAUCGAGGUACCACCUGCACUUCGAGUUCGUCGACAAAAUAAUUUGAUACUGUCAAUGUGGACUGCUACAGAACAACCAAUUAUUGAAUUAUGGUUAGAUAGGUGUUUUAAACAAUUAGCAAAUUUAAAAUUGAGAGGUAAGAGUGAUAUUUAA